Mesoplodon densirostris (Blainville's beaked whale) is the source of this 417-nucleotide messenger RNA. RefSeq names its product NADH:ubiquinone oxidoreductase subunit A3 (gene NDUFA3). Gene Ontology annotation, cellular component: mitochondrial inner membrane. The transcript is spliced from 4 exons. Lineage: Eukaryota; Metazoa; Chordata; Mammalia; Artiodactyla; Ziphiidae. Bases 99 to 353 code for a protein of 84 amino acids. The record is from RefSeq and is a predicted model, not a curated record.
GCGGACUCCGACUGCGGAGGCCGUGCCCAGGGACCACAACUCCCAGAGUGCUCCGCGCCCUCGCUGCCGGAGUCGCCGCCGCCGUUGCCGAGACCAAGAUGGCCGGGAGAAUCGCCGCCUUUCUCAGGAAUGUCUGGGCCAAGGAGCCGGUGCUAGUGGCAUCCUUCACCAUCGGGGGUCUCGCUAUAAUCCUGCCUGCACUCAGCCCCUACGCCAAGUACUCCAUCAUGAUCAAUGAGGCCACACCCUACAACUACCCAGUGCCCCUCCGAGACGAUGGGAACAUGCCUGAUGUGCCCAGCCACCCCCAGGACCCCCAGGGCCCAAGCUUGGAGUGGCUGAAGAAACUGUGAGCUUCUCCAUUGACAGGGAGAGGCCCCCUCCCUGACGGCCCCCAAUAAAAAUGUGAAAACCACA